AUGGGAAGUUCUACCUCCUCCCUUGUUGAAGAAGCUGAGGGCGAUGCUGCGUCCCGGGGCUCGGCUCUGCCCCCUUCCCCUGUCAUGGGCUGUUUGAGGAGCAGCCAGAGCACUUUCAUUCCUCGGCAGCUUCCCAGACCCACCAGGCACAGAGAGCGCAGUUUUUCUUCUGGUUCCAUGCCGAUGCAGAGCAGCCAGUGGGCGUGCGGCUGCUGUACCUUCCUCAACGCAGCCGGCGCCCCUCGCUGCUCCAUCUGUGAGGCCCCCCGACAGAGGCCCGAAGCCCGGUGGAUCUGGCGAGGGAUCAGCAGGGAGGAGCGCCGCUGGUCCUGUCCACGCUGUACACUGGCCAACUCCCCCAGCAGUGUGGCCUGCUCCCUCUGUGGCUACACUGGAGGCCGCCAGGAGGCACCCCAGGACCCAUCUGAAGAUCAGCCCCGAUCUCAGCGCUCCAGUAGCUGUUCCGGUUCCCUGAGGCCGUCCCAGAUGGCCACUAUAGAUCCAUGCAGGCAUCAGGACAAUCAUAAGGGAAAGCAGGCAGCAGAUAAGGAGGGAUUGGCUUGGGCUUGUUCAAGGUGCACACUCCAGAACACCCCCAUCUCCAUGUCCUGCUCUGCUUGUGGUGGCCCCCGCAAACUGUCUCUCCCCCAAAUUCCUGCUGAGGCCUUGCUCAUGCCUGAGGUCAGUGAUCAAACAGGAGUACAACAACCAGAACCUGCAGCAGGGGCGCUAUCACUUUCCAUCUCAACCAGAGGGGAAUGUCUACCUGCGGAAGCCCCAUAUCUGUACCCUCCCUCCUCAGUGCUCAGUGCAUCAUCUUCAGGGCACAAUAAUCCAGUUCCCUGCAGCCGUCGAGAGGUGCCACCUCCAGAAGGGUGUCUCAGCCAAGCGCAUAACUCCAGUCCAUCUCCCUCAACACUUGCUGCCUCACAUCUCCCUGCUCAGCAAGAGCUUCUGUCUAGUCGGCGGCUAAGCAUCCUUAAGGAAGAAUUGUCACCGCUGUCACCAGCAUCAGAAAAAUCAUUUCCAUCAACUGCAAUCCCCCUUAACAGGACAGAGCAGUGGUCGUGCCCAGCAUGUACCCUCAUCAAUGAGGUCAAAACCAAGCAUUGCCUGGCCUGCCACACUCCUCAGCAGUACCUAACACAGCUCAAGCCUGCUAUGGCCAUCAAGAGGAAGGAGAGCAUGCUGGUGGAGGCUCGGCGUCAGAAUGAUGAAGGAGAGGCCAAAGAACUGUGGGAGAACAUCAUCAGUUUCUGCAGAGAGAAUGCAGUGACAUUUGUGGAUGACAGCUUCCCUCCUGGCCCAAAGUCUUUGGGUUUCCCAGAAGAUGACAAUGUCCAACAACGGGUCAGGAAAUGGCUGCGCCCCCAAGAAAUCAACUGCUCUAACUUCAGAGACCGUGGGGUAAAGUGGUCCAUUUUUCGCACACUUCGUCCUUCAGACAUCCUGCAGGGACUUCUGGGUAACUGCUGGUUCCUGAGUGCUUUGGCUGUUCUGGCUGAGCGUCCUGAGCUGGUGGAGAAAGUGAUGGUGACGCGCUCACUGUGUCCAGAGGGAGCUUAUCAGGUGCGUCUGUGUAAGGAUGGCUCGUGGACCACAGUGCUAGUGGACGAUAUGCUGCCAUGCGACGAGAAUGGCCACCUCCUCUUCUCUCAGGCCCAGCGGAGGCAGCUGUGGGUGGCACUGAUCGAAAAAGCCCUGGCCAAGCUCCACGGCUCCUACUUUGCCUUGCAGGCGGGACGUGCCAUCGAGGGCCUCUCCACUCUGACCGGGGCCCCCUGUGAGUCGUUGGCCCUCCAGGUCAGUACCACCAACCCCAGGGAGGAACCCAUUGACACCGACCUCAUCUGGGCCAAAAUGCUAAGCUCCAAAGAAGCAGGUUUCCUUAUGGGGGCAUCUUGUGGAGGAGGGAACAUGAAGGUGGAUGACACAGAGUAUGAGUUACUGGGUUUACGUCCACGCCACGCCUACUCCAUUCUUGAUGUACGUGACAUAGACGGUCACAGGUUGCUGCAGCUGAGGAACCCAUGGGGUCGGUUCUCCUGGACAGGGCCCUGGGCAGACGGAUGGCCAAACUGGCCUCCAACCUUGAAGAGGGAGUUGUGUGCCCAACGAGCCGAGGAUGGCCUGUUCUGGAUGGACUUCUGGGAUUUCAUUAGGUAUUUUGACUCUGUGGAUAUCUGUAAGAUCCACUCAGACUGGCAGGAGGUGCGAGUGCCGGGUGUUUUCCCCAGAGGAGCGGACAUCCCAGUGACGGUGGUGUCCAUCACAGUGCUGGAGAGAACCACAGUAGAGCUGGCCUUGUUCCAGCAGGGCAGCAGGCGUUGGGACACAGCGGAGAGCCACCUUUUGGACCUGUGUGUGUUGGUGUUCAGGGCGGGCUAUGACAGCUGCGGGGCUGUGGUACUGGGUCGCCUCCUGGCCCACAGUAAGCGCUCGGUGAGGAGGUUUGUUGGCUGCGACGUCAUGCUGGAGCCAGGGGAAUAUGCUGUGUUGUGCUGUGCCUUCAACCACUGGCAGAGCACCGACGCAGACGGGACAGGUAAGAGCUGUUGCAGGUCAGAGCCUGGUUACAUGCUGGCUGUGUACAGCUCCAGACUGCUGAUGGUGGAGCAGGUAACAGCCUCCACCACCACCAUCGCCGACGCCAUCAUCCAGCUGACCGAGACCAAGGGCGAGAGGCACGAGGGCCGAGAGGGGAUGACCUGCUACUACCUGACCCAUGGCUGGGCAGGGCUAAUCGUCAUGGUGGAGAACCGACACCCCAGACAUCACCUCCAUGUGUCCUGUGAUUGUAGCGACAGCUUCAAUGUGGUGUCAACCCGCAGCAGCCUCAAAACCAUUGACAGCAUCCCUCCUCUUCAUAGACAGGUGCUUGUGGUGCUGUCCCAACUGGAGGGAAAUGCUGGAUUCUCCAUCACACACAGACUGGCCCACCGCAAGGCUGUCCAAGCUUCUCUCGGAAACUGGAGUCCCACCAAGGCAACGCACAGUCCCGCUCUCAGUCCGGAGACAGCGGGGCUUCAUCAACCCCGGCCACUAUAAC
Molecule: messenger RNA, 3049 nt
Organism: Myripristis murdjan (pinecone soldierfish)
Lineage: Eukaryota; Metazoa; Chordata; Actinopteri; Holocentriformes; Holocentridae
Product: calpain-15-like
Exons: 12
Coding region: 1-3048 (1015 amino acids)
Biological process (GO): proteolysis
Cellular component (GO): cytoplasm
Molecular function (GO): calcium-dependent cysteine-type endopeptidase activity
Source: RefSeq, a predicted model, not a curated record